GGGGCAGAAUUUUUACUCAUUUGCAUUGGCCCUUGAAAAACCACAACAAAAGUUGAGGAUCGACAACCAAAUGAGCUCCCUGUUCCGCAGCCUGAACCACUUUUCGUCCAAGCGUGAAAAUGUCGUGAAGGAGGCGCUCAUCAAUACACUGAACGAAAAUGCCCGCGAGAUCGAGUUCGAGGUGAAGCAGAAGAGUUUGGAGGUCCUGGGUCUGUGCGAGCAGACCAGUGCGCUGUGCUCCACCCUGGAAGCCCUGUUCCUGCACGGCCUGAAGGACUCAUUCCUGUCCGCCACCUUCAAUGUCAUCGCUGGCGACGUGGAGCGCAGGCCCGACCCCAGCUUCUGGUCGCCCUGCAUGGUCUUCAUGCACAAGCAGGUGAUCGAGCAGGUGCAGGGUCUCAGUCAGAUCACCUCCGAGAUUGGCCAGUGCCGGGCCUGGGUGCGCCAGUCCCUCAACGAGUCCGUCUUCUCCUCCUACCUGAACAACAUGCGGAAGAACGGGUCCGCCUUGUCGCAGUACUACAAGCGGAACGCCCUGGUCAGGGACUCCGACGGCCUGGAGACGGCCGCCAAGAUCAUGGAGAGCCUGGAGGCCUACGUGCAGUUCGACCUGCCGGUCAACUCCAGUCUGCUGAACAACUGGCCCGACUACUCGCUGCAACUAUCGGAUCUCUGGACGCCCGCACUCAAAUCCUGUCCGAUAAGCAGCGGCGUUGACGUGGCCAGUUCCCUGGGUUCCGAUAUCAUAGCCAUACCCACGCCCCAGCCCCUGCAGACCAACGAGCUGUUCACGGACUCCAUCUCCAACAGCCCCUUCAGCCGGAGCGGCAACUUCGGCGUGCCCGAUCUCAGCCAGCGCGAGAACCUUGAUCUGCUGAUACAGAAGUUCGACGAGAUGGAUGUGAUAAGCGAGGAGCAGACACCCGAUGAAGCGGGAGCGGAAGCGAGUCAAGCUGUAGAGCCGGACGUUCCAUCGGGUAGCAAGCUGAGGACCCGCGAAAAGUCCAAGCGCCAAAUGGAACACUCCUUCGCCGAACUGGAUCUCGAGAAACCCAGUCUUUUGCUUUUGCCCCAGGGCAGCAACUCACUGUCCAAUCUGAUGCAGACCUCGUGGUCUGGCGACCUUGACACAGCACACACACCCACCUCACCCAGCGAUGAUCUAUCGGGAUCGAGGCUCUUCCAGCGAUCUGUGAGCGUGAGUAGCGCCGUCAGUCUGCGUUCCCCCAACACGGACAGGUGCAGCUACAAUGCACUGCUUCGAAAGCAUGAGAGCAACCGGGAGAGUGGAGCCGGAUGGUCUGAGAUCUGGGAGAAGUUCCGGGCCAGUGCUUCAAACCCGAAUGUGGCCCAACCGCAGCGUGAGAGCGAUCCGCCCGUUUCGGAAGACUUGAGUGAUCUGCAGUCACUGGAUACCAACUCAGAGUUCGAGCUGCUCACCUCCGAAUUUGACCUGGUGGAACUGCAGCAAAUGGUGGCCCAAUUGUGCCAGCUACCACGUGAGCCGGGUCUGGAUGCCCAGGGAUUCCUGUGCAAGAGCUGUCAGCACCCACUGGGCAUAGGUUACUCCAACUUUCAAGUUUGCGCCUUUAGUGGCGGUUACUACUGCAGCAGCUGCAUGGAUGUGGAGAUGCAACUGAUACCCGCUCGCAUCAUCUACAACUGGGAUUUCCGGAAGUACAGCGUGAGCAAGCGGGCAGCCACCUUUCUGGCCGAAUUCCGUUCACACCCCUUCCUGGACAUGCAGCUGCUGAACCCCAGGAUCUACUUUGCCUCCGAUGCCAUGGCUGAAUUGCAAUCCCUGCGUAUCCGACUGAACUUCAUACGGGCCUAUUUGUACACCUGUGCUCCGAGCAGCAUAGACCUGCUGCAGCAUCAGUUCUCGGGCAGGGAAUACCUGUACGAACACAUCCACCUGUACUCGAUAGCAGAUUUGGCGCUGAUUCAGCGCGGUGUACUGUGCCAGCAGCUGCAGAAGGCAUUCAAGCUGGGCGAAGCGCAUGUGCUGAAGUGCAGACUGUGCCAUCUCAAGGGAUUCAUCUGCGAGAUCUGUCAGAGUCCCAGGGUUCUCUAUCCGUUUCACAUUAGCACCACCUUUAGGUGCCUGACCUGUGGAGCCGUUUUCCAUGCCGAGUGCCUGAAUGACAAGCAGCCUUGUCCGAAAUGCGAUCGAAUACGCAAACGCGAGGAUCAGGCUCUGCAGGAGGCAGUGCAAUGUCUCAAAACCAAGAACGAGGUGGCCUAAGAGCAGCCAUAUUUAGUAUUUAAAUACGAACAAGUGCGAUUUGUUAGCAAAUGUAACCAAAAAAAGGCUUUACUCUACAUUUAAACUAGAAAUAAGAAUAAGGCUAAAAUUGUUAUGGCUUGUGAGCAUUUACACUUACUCAAAUACAAGGCACAGCUUUGUAGAAACGCUUACCAGUUUGUUUGACCCAAUAAAAACCACAAAAAUUGCUCAA
This is a messenger RNA of Drosophila elegans, 2459 nucleotides long. RefSeq lists its product as uncharacterized. The transcript is spliced from 6 exons. The coding region runs from base 71 to 2245 and encodes 724 amino acids. The record is from RefSeq and is a predicted model, not a curated record. NCBI's taxonomy places the organism in Eukaryota, Metazoa, Arthropoda, Insecta, Diptera, Drosophilidae.